Molecule: messenger RNA, 2460 nt
Organism: Oncorhynchus kisutch (coho salmon)
Lineage: Eukaryota; Metazoa; Chordata; Actinopteri; Salmoniformes; Salmonidae
Product: 4F2 cell-surface antigen heavy chain
Exons: 12
Coding region: 119-1654 (511 amino acids)
Biological process (GO): phenylalanine transport; carbohydrate metabolic process; L-leucine import across plasma membrane
Cellular component (GO): apical plasma membrane; basolateral plasma membrane
Molecular function (GO): L-leucine transmembrane transporter activity; aromatic amino acid transmembrane transporter activity; L-alanine transmembrane transporter activity
Source: RefSeq, a predicted model, not a curated record
GUCUGCGAUGCUGUAAGACUUUAGACGGAACAAGUGGCUGGAAGUAGACAUAUACUUGCCUGGUGCUAACUCAACGGAGUCUAUUUUUUAAGCAGGCAAAAAGAAAACCUUCCCGAACAUGAGUAAGGACACCGAGGUCGAUAUGAAGGAUGUUGAGUUGAACGAGUUGGACCAGGAGAAACUACCGAUGACCGGCGACGGACCGGGGGCUGAGAAGAACGGAAACUUGAAGCAGAAGGUACCGGAGGAGGAUGUUAAGUUUACCGGGCUGUCGAAGGAAGAGCUCAUGAAAGUCGCUGGCACACCCGGGUGGGUGAGGACACGCUGGGUACUCCUGGUCUUGUUUUGGUUGGGCUGGGUGGGGAUGCUGGCUGGGGCCAUAGUGAUCAUCGUCCAGGCCCCCAGGUGUAAACCCAUACCUGAGAUGAACUGGUGGAAUCAGGGUCCUCUCUAUCAGAUCGCUGACCUGGACGCCUUCAACCACGACAAGGGAAUCAAAGGUGUAGUUGAGGUACUGGAUAGUCUGAACCAGUUGAAGGUGAAGGGCCUGGUUCUGGGGCCUCUUCACACUGUCCAGCAGGACCAAGCAGACACCUUAGACCUGGUCUCUAUGGACCCCGGGGUAGGAACUGACCAGGACCUGCUGGUUUUGCUGGACAAGGCCCAUAAGAAGGGUAUCUCUGUGGUGUUGAAUCUGACCCCUAACCCUGGAGCUGACCCCUGGUUCAGUCCUGACCACUUACCUAAAGUACUGGACAAACUCAGGGAUGCUGCUGAACACUGGCUGGGGAUGGGCGUGGACGGGGUGCAGGUGUCCGGCCUCGCUGCUGCCAGCGCCUCUUCUGAUUGGUCCAAGUUCCAGGAUGUCGUCCAGGGCAACAGGACGGAGGUGGACGUGAAGAAGAGAGCUCUAAUAGGAGUGGUUGAUGGUCAGGACUACUCUGCCGUCUCUCAACUUCUCAACUCUUCUGGUGUGGAUCUGAUACUGUCUGAUGUCCUUAACAAGGCAAACUCCGGAAUCGAGAGAGCGAAGUCCAUCCACGGCCUGGUGUCUACCCAGAAACAGAGCUCUUUAGCCUGGGGGCUAGGAGGCAGUUUGGGGAACCAUCUGGCUUCAGUGGUGGAGAAACCAGAACUGGUACGACUUUACCAACUCAUGCUUUUCACGCUGCCUGGAACACCUGUCUUCAACUACGGAGAUGAGUUGGGGCUCGUGGACCAGGGCUCCACCUCUCCUAAGAUGCUGUGGGACACUGAGGAAGAGGAGGUUGCUGAAGGAGCUGUGAAGAACGAGACAGCCGAGGCCCAGAAGAGUCAUCGUCUGACAUGUCGUUCGUGGUUUAAGACCCUCUCUGACCUGAGGGGUAAAGAACGUUCCCUCCUUCAUGGGGACUACUUCCACCUCCACUCCUCCUCCACGUCCCUUGCUUUCCUGCGUCUGUGGGACCAGAGCGAGCGAUACCUGACGGCCGUUAACUGGGGCUCCGCCACCUUAACCAUGGUCCUCAACCACACAGAGCUGAGCCUCCCGGAGCAGGCUAAAGUGAAGCUUAGUACUGACCCUGAGAACCUGGCUGCAGACAGCUCUGUCUCGCUGGAUAAACUGCUGCUGGGACCCGGACAGGCUGUCCUAUUGGCCUUCCCCUUCGCUUAGGAGGGGCUAGAACAGAGACCAGGACUAGAACAGAGACCAGGACUAGAACAGAGACCAGGACUAGAACAGAGACCAGGACUAGAACAGAGACCAGGACUAGAACAGAGACCAGGACUAGAACAGAGACCAGGACUAGAACAGAGACCAGGACUAGAACAGAGACCAGGACUAGAACAGAGACCAGGACUAGAACAGAGACCAGGACUAGAACAGAGACCAGGACUAGAACAGAGACCAGGACUAGAACAGAGACCAGGACUAGAACAGAGACCAGGACUAGAACAGAGACCAGGACUAGAACAGAGACCAGGACUAGAACAGAGACCAGGACUAGAACAGGCCAGAAUAAGAAACUACUAAACAUAACAAAGGGAGAAUGCAGAGAAUGUUUUAGAUCACAGAAAACAAGCAGAAGGAAUAUAUAGUAUAAACAGCAGUACUUAGCCAGUGCUUAAACAUAUUAAAUGCCAGAAUGACUAUUUCCAACUGUUAAACCAUUCCAGUUCAGAUUUGAUCAAUGUUUUUUGGGGCCGUUGUCUCAAAAACAUUUAAAAGGAACUUUUUAGUUCCGUUUUUUAAAAUGUUUGUUUUAUGACCUCUUGAGUUGAACUGUUGAAGUAGGAAAAUAUCAGUUUGAAUUUAAAAAUGUAUUUUUUUUUCUUCAAUCUGUUUAUUCCAUUCAGUGGAAUAUAAUUGUUAUUCAAAUUGCUAGUAUUGGAGAAGAUUGCUAGAUAUUGUUCUGACUAAAAUUUGAAAGGAGUAAAAUAAAAGUCCUGUGUAAUAUUGCCUGGUGACAAUCAAGCAUC